GCUGGUAUAAUUAAUGUAUUCAAUAUUUUUUAAAUCCUCGUUUAAUUGUUUUUGUAAAACAUUUUUGAUGCUAUAUAAAGUUUACUUAAAAUAUAUCUUUAUGAAAUAUGACCGAUCUAUAAAUUUAUGGUUUAUCAAAUUUGUACUUUUCUCGCCUUAUAUGGUAUCAAGUAAAUUAUAAAAGCAACAAGGAUAGACAUAUUUUCUAUCGCAUAAACAAUUUGACAAAAACGUAGAUUCCUUAUAUGGUCAAACCGAAACCGCAUCAAAAUGGAGACUAUUUUGCAACAAAAAAUAAUAGAAGCAACUCACUGCGUUGAAAAACAAUUAGACACAGAGAUAGAAAAAUUGGAAAAUCUGGAUAUUAGUGAUUUUGAAAAGUUGCGUGAACAACGUUUAAAGAAACUAAAGUUGCUUCAACAACAAAAGCAGAAUUGGUUGACAUUGGGUCAUGGAGAAUAUUCAGAAUUAUAUGAUGAAAAAGAAUUCUUUGAAAUUUCAAAAAAAUCUCAAAACAUUGUUUGCCUGUUUUGUAAAGACGAUUCCCCAAGAUGUAAAAUAGUAGAUCAUCAUCUCAAAAUUCUUGCAAAAAAGCAUAUAGAAGCAAAGUUUUGUAAGUUAAAUGUAGUACGAUGUCCAUUUUUAACUGAACGUUUAAGGAUCAAAAUUAUUCCCACAAUUGCUCUCAUUGUUAAUGGUAAAACUAAUGAUUACAUUGUGGGAUUUACUGAUUUAGGAAAUCGUGAUGAUUUUUCAACUGAAACAUUAGAAUACAGAAUUUCGCUUUCUGGAGCAAUAACAUUUGAAGAGAACUUGUCAUCAGAAAAUAAUAAAAAACCAUGGUUAUCACAAGUUUUAAAACCUAAAACUAUCAAAGGACCUAAUGGUUCAAAUUCUGAUGAUUCGGAUGAAGAUUAAAAAUAAUUCAUAAUUUUUAACGAUUCAUUAGCUAAUAUUUAUAAGCUUUUACCUGUAUGUAAAAUUUAAUUAAUAAAAAUUAAUAAUCGUUAAACAA
This is a messenger RNA of Bombus terrestris (buff-tailed bumblebee), 1015 nucleotides long. Its product is annotated as thioredoxin domain-containing protein 9. The coding region runs from base 271 to 918 and encodes 215 amino acids. Gene Ontology annotation, cellular component: cytoplasm. The transcript has 4 exons. Lineage: Eukaryota; Metazoa; Arthropoda; Insecta; Hymenoptera; Apidae. Gene Ontology annotation, biological process: microtubule cytoskeleton organization. The record is from RefSeq and is a predicted model, not a curated record.